Mirounga angustirostris (Northern elephant seal) is the source of this 655-nucleotide messenger RNA. It is a transcript of the gene GRIFIN, whose product is annotated as galectin-related inter-fiber protein. NCBI's taxonomy places the organism in Eukaryota, Metazoa, Chordata, Mammalia, Carnivora, Phocidae. Gene Ontology annotation, molecular function: carbohydrate binding. The transcript is spliced from 3 exons. Bases 1 to 417 code for a protein of 138 amino acids. The record is from RefSeq and is a predicted model, not a curated record.
AUGCAGUUCGAAGCCUUCUGUGCAGGGGGCCUGGCCCCUGGCUGGAGCCUGCUGGUCCAGGGACACUCUGACUCUGGAGAGGACAAGUUUGAGAUCAACUUCCUGUCCGAGGCGGGGGACAUUGCCUUCCACAUCAAGCCCCGGUUCUCCAGUGCCACCGUGGUGGGCAACACUUUCCAGGGGGGCCGCUGGGGCCAGGAGGAAGUGUCCAGCGUCUUCCGGCUGGUGCUGGGGGAGCCCUUUGAGAUGGAGGUCAGCUCAGAUGAGGAGCACUUCCAUGUCCACGCCCAGGAGCACAAGGUGCUGCAGUUCGCACACCGUCACAGGCCACUGGCGGCCAUCACCCGGGUGCAGGUGCUGAGUGACCACCGCCUGGCCCAGGUGGAGCUGGCCAGGAGGGACCUGAGCUGGUGGUAACGUACCUGCCCCCCCCUGCCCCACCGCUCUCCAGCUCUGCGCCCCUACCGCACCGGGGGACCCCUCAGGCCCCAGCAGCCCGGGAGGGGGGCCCUGCUUCGUCCUCUGCAAGCCUGAGGGAGCAGGGCCCACUGUCCACAUCCCACCCCCAUGGCCAGCUUGGUUCUGGGCUGGGGCUGGGGCUGAGGCGGGUGUCUUGGAUGCUUGCAGGGACGGGGGCCACUGAGCUGUGCCCGAA